AUGAGUAAUCGUUCCAGUGCCACUGAAUUCCACCUUCUGGGCUUUCCAGGGUCGCAGGAACUACGCAUCACUCUUUUUGUCAUCUUUUUCUUUUUCUAUUCAGUGACAUUAAUGGGAAACACGGUCAUCAUUGUGAUUGUCUGUCUGGACAAGCGUCUGCAGUCCCCCAUGUAUUUCUUUCUUGGCCACCUCUCCACUUUGGAGAUCUUGAUCACAACUAUUAUUGUUCCUGUGAUGCUGUGGGGCUUGCUGCUUCCUAAGGUACAGACACUAUCUCUGACUGCUUGUGUGGUCCAGCUUUUUCUGUACCUUUCUGUGGGAACCACAGAAUUUGCAUUACUGGGAGCUAUGGCUGUGGACCGUUAUGUGGCUGUCUGUAACCCUCUGAGGUACAACAUCAUUAUGAACAGUAGCACCUGCAUCUGGGUUGUAGUUGUGUCUUGGGUAUUUGGGUUUCUUUCUGAAAUCUGGCCAGUCUAUGCCACUUUUCAAUUUACCUUCUGCAAAUCCAAUGUGUUAGACCAUUUUUAUGACCGAGGGCAACUGCUCAGACUCUCCUGUGAAGACACUCUUUUCACAGAAUUCAUUCUUUUCUUAAUGGCUAUUUUCAUUAUCAUUGGUUCUCUGAUUCCAACCAUUGUCUCCUACACCUACAUCAUCUCCACCAUCCUCAAGAUUCCCACAGCUUCUGGGCAGAGGAAAGCCUUCUCUACAUGUGCCUCCCACUUCACCUUUGUCAUCAUAGGCUAUGGCAGCUGCCUAUUUCUCUAUGUGAAGCCCAAGCAGACUCAGGCAGCUGAAUACAACAAGAUUGUAUCCCUGUUGAUUUCUGUGUUAACCCCUUUCCUGAAUCCAUUUAUCUUCACGCUUCGGAAUGACAAAGUCAAGGAGGCUCUUCAUGAUGGCAUGAAACGUUGCUGUCAACUCCUCACAAAUUGA
Suncus etruscus (white-toothed pygmy shrew) is the source of this 939-nucleotide messenger RNA. Its product is annotated as olfactory receptor 9A4-like. Gene Ontology annotation, biological process: G protein-coupled receptor signaling pathway. NCBI's taxonomy places the organism in Eukaryota, Metazoa, Chordata, Mammalia, Eulipotyphla, Soricidae. The record is from RefSeq and is a predicted model, not a curated record. Gene Ontology annotation, molecular function: olfactory receptor activity; G protein-coupled receptor activity. Gene Ontology annotation, cellular component: membrane.